GUGAACUUCGACACGCUGGCGCAAAUUCGAUGUGAGCUUUCUGCGUUGAAAAUUGCAGAAACAGGCAGAUCCGACGUGAGAUUAUCGCAAGUUGAUCCUAAAGUCUGCCGAACAGGCAUUUAUUGCAACACCGUAGGCCAACAGCGAAUUCGAUAUGGUCGCUUUUCCGGACUCAGAGAUUGAACCGACGUUGAUGAAUGGCAGUGGCCUCGUACCGAUAGACAACAAUCGAAACAACAAUGUUAGUCUAGCGAACACCACCACUAACGUUGGAAGAGUCAGAGACCAAGUUUUCACUAUACCUCGUGUAACAAUGCCGAACGACAAGGACAACUAUGACCUGAAAUUCGACAAUACCGACAAAAGCAAUGACAAUAAGCAGAAUGUGGACAUCAAUCCGGAACCUGUUUUUGUGAAGAAAAUCGUCGCCGGCUUAAAAACACCUGGCGGUCAGAUGGACAAGAAGAGCACGCCCGAUGGAGUAAAUGGAAAUGGAUCUCUCUCCAGCGGCAGUUCCAUAAUCACGAUUUCGUCGGAAGCUGUUUUGGAUCCUGACGCGGAACGUAAUAGGAAUCCAAGCGGUCAUGGAGGCAACAAGAAUAUCAGAAACGAAAAAUGGUAUCACACGAUUCUACAAGUGUCAGUACCCUUCUUAAUCGCUGGUUUGGGAACCAUUGGCGCCGGUCGUGUUCUCACCAUGGCGAAAAAUAUGGUCGCUUUUAAAGAUGUUCCUCAGUUAAUGAUCUUAACUACAGCGCUGCAGGGUCUGAAAGGCAAUCUCGACAUGUGUUUGGCAUCGCGGUUAUGCACACAAGCAAAUUUAGGCAACAUGAACAACCGUCGGGAGAUUAUCAAGAUGAUCGUCGGAAACGUCGCCUUGGUGCAAAUCCAGGCGAUCGUCGCGGCUGUUUGUCUGUCGUUGUUCGGUAUGGGGGUAGGCGCGAUCAAUGGGAACGACUUCGAAUGGAAUCACGCGGUACUGCUAACGGUUUCAUGUAUGUGCACGGCGACUAGUUCCUGCUUUAUCUUGGAUUUCGUUCUGAUCGCCGUGAUCAUGAUAUCCUAUAGAUACAAAAUGAAUCCAGACAAUCUGACGACUCCUCUAGCCGCGUCUAUCGGUGACGUCGUGUCCAUCAGUAUUCUCUCCACCGUUGCAUCAGAAUUUUACAAAAGGCUAUACACACAAGUAUGGAUACUGUACAUCGUUAUAGGAAUGUACUUGGUGCUUUUGCCGAUUUGGAUUAUAAUCGUGCUGAAGAACAAAUACACGAGAACAGUAUUAAAGUCUGGCUGGGUCCCCAUUCUGUCUGCUCUUAUGAUCAGUGGCGGAGGUGGAUUAGUUCUUGAGAGAAUGAUCGACUUUUAUAAAGGAUCUGAAGUCUUUCAAUCAGUCAUUAAUGGGAUUGGCGGCAACUUAGUAUCGGUGCAAGCGUCUCGAAUGUCAACCAUGUUGCACCAGACUUCUAUCCUGGGAAUUCUACCACCACACGACAAAAUUUGUGUGACACCGUGGGACGCGCUUUUCGUAGGAUCAAUAUAUGCCAAAACCGCAAGAUUGCUCCUCGCUAUGGCCAUCCCCGGUCAAUUGAUCUUUGUUUUCAUCGCUAAUGCUUUAAACCCGGGCGAUUGCAAGAUACAUGUAUACUUUGUAUUCUUUUAUGUAACUGCUUCCUUAUUGCAAGUAAUGCUUCUGUUGUACGUGGCACACAUAAUCAUUCACGCGAUGUGGAGGUGCAAAACCGACCCAGACAACUCGGCGAUCCCCUACUUAACGGCACUGGGUGAUUUGAGCGGAUCGCUGCUCUUAGCGUUAGCUUUCUUCUUUGUAUAUUUGAUACAGAGACCGUAUUGUUUCGAUUAAGUGAAACGUAAAUCUGAGGUAGAAGUAAAGUCAUCGCACAAGUACAAAUGCACAUAUACACAUAUACACAAACAUACGGCGUAAAGAACUUUUAACAAUCCCUGAUUUUCUCAUUAUGAGACACGAGGAUUGGGUACUCUGUGCUGUCAAAACAAUUUAAAUGCCUUGCUUCAUGGUAUUAUAUAACUCGAGAUGACUCGCGAAACUGAAAAAUAACGAUAAAAUAAUGUCAAGAAGCGAGAUACAAUGAGGGAAAUACUCAGAUCACAAAAAUAUCUUUGUUAACAAGAAUUUCGAAAGACAGUUGUCAGUAAUGUUUCUGUACACAUGUAACCGGCUGUGAACUACAAGUGUGAUGAUCAUGAAGCAGCACGAUAAUUAGCAGUUUUAGAAUAUAUAUUUCACUUUUUUUUUUCACAGAACGUCACAAACCUCUUGCAAAUGAAUAAGUGCCUAGUCAAUUUAAUAGUAAACAAUACGUACGUUCGAAAACUGUCUAGAAGAUAUUUAGAUUCAUUAAAAAAUCAUCAGCCUUUUAGCCAUCCACAGAAACGUCUCUCAGCGUUUUAGAAGAUUUGUAAAUAAAUAGAUUGCGCGCAUCGUCCUGACGAAGAAUUCCCGUCGCCACACGAAAUAAGCUAAUAGUAUCGCGACGUGUUCUAACUUGAAGUGAUAAUAACGUAUUCUUAAAGAAAUAUAGCAACAUGUUUUAACUGUAAGCGAUAGCGAUCAUAAUUUAUAUAGUGGCCGUGAAGAACCGGAGCUACGAGCAAAGCGAGCGAAUCAAGUGCCAAGAAUUCCUGUAUUUUUUAUCUUGAAAGUCGCAAGAUGUCCAAAACGAUCAUCUUACCACGAAUGGGACAUCAUUUAAUUGCACAAUCGUACAAUUGCAUCGCAAUUGCGGCUCAAUUAAAGCAUUUCAAUGACAUAUUAUUAAAGCAAGCGUUGAUUACUACUUCUCGUCACAAUCUUACACACAUAUAUUUUAUUUAAUUACGUAACGGCCUUUGGGACACGCCUUACGUAAUACUCAGACAAUGCCACGAAUUAGUAUGCGUUGAUUAUUUGUCUUUGAAUAGAUGUAAGGAAUUCGCAUUUCGAACGUCCACCUUCGCAGCACGUUGAACAUGACUACAAAAUACUCCAAAUAUCGCUGAUCCAAUUUUAAUCAAAAUACUUUAAUUUUAAUGUU
This is a messenger RNA of Cyphomyrmex costatus, 3053 nucleotides long. RefSeq names its product solute carrier family 41 member 1. Bases 155 to 1861 code for a protein of 568 amino acids. Gene Ontology annotation, cellular component: plasma membrane. Gene Ontology annotation, biological process: monoatomic cation transport. Gene Ontology annotation, molecular function: monoatomic cation transmembrane transporter activity. NCBI's taxonomy places the organism in Eukaryota, Metazoa, Arthropoda, Insecta, Hymenoptera, Formicidae. The record is from RefSeq and is a predicted model, not a curated record. The transcript is spliced from 9 exons.